This is a messenger RNA of Triticum aestivum (bread wheat), 2748 nucleotides long. RefSeq names its product disease resistance protein PIK6-NP-like. Gene Ontology annotation, molecular function: ADP binding. Bases 1 to 2748 code for a protein of 915 amino acids. Gene Ontology annotation, biological process: defense response to other organism. The record is from RefSeq and is a predicted model, not a curated record. The transcript has 2 exons. Lineage: Eukaryota; Viridiplantae; Streptophyta; Magnoliopsida; Poales; Poaceae.
AUGGAUCUGGCAACGGGUGCCAUGGUCUCCCUCCUCCCCAAGCUAAGCGAGCUCCUCAAGGAGGAGCACAAGCUGUCCAAGGGCGUCAAGAAAGACGUUGAGUUUCUCUCACGAGAGCUGACCCACAUGCAUGUCGCCCUACACAAGGUCGUGAGGGUGCCACAUGACCAAGAGCUUAUCGGGGAGGUCAAGCUCUGGGCCGACGACGCCAGGGAGGUGUCGUAUGAGAUGGAGGAUAUCAUCGAUAGCUUCCUGGUGCCACCUGUUGACAGCUCUGCGCCCGCUGAUGACCCGCACACACGGCUCAAAAGGAUCACCAAGAAGAUGGCCAAAUUGUUCAAGAAAGACAAGACCCGUGAUCAGUUGGUCGCCGAUGCCAUCAAAGACAUCAAGGACAAGGUCCAGAAGGUGUCCGACCGACCAGGAAGAUAUGAUGUUGCUGCUAAUUUAGCAGUCACGACAAAAGUUGACCCUCGUCUGUCAGCCGUGUACAAAGAUACGGAGAUUGUUGGGGUGGAAGAACCCAGAGAUGAGCUGGUCAAGAGGCUCACCGGUGGAGAGGAUGGUGUUUCCAAGGACCAACUCAAGAUCCUCUCAAUUUUCGGGUUUGGAGGAUUAGGCAAGACGACUCUUGCCAGGGCAGUCUAUGAGAGACUUCAAGGGCAAUAUGUUCGUGAUGCUUUCGUUGCGGUGGGUCGCAACCCUGACCCGAAGAAAGUAUUGAUGGACAUCUUACUUCAGCUUGACAAGAACAAGAAUUAUAAGGCACACAAUUUAGCCAUGUUGGAUGAAAUACAGCUCAUCGAUGAACUCCGGGGACUGCUUGAGAACAAGAGGUACUUGAUUGUUAUUGAUGAUAUAUGGGACAUAAAAGCAUGGGAAAUUAUCAAGUGCGCUUUCAUGGAUAGUAAUUGUGGAAGUAGAAUAAUCACAACUACUCGGAUUUUGGAAGUCGCCACAAUCACUGGUGAUGUUUACAAGCUAAAAGCCCUCUCUCAUCAGAAAUCUGAAGAAUUAUUCUUUACAAGAUUAUUUGGUGGCAAAGGUGAAUGCCCAUAUGAUGAACCGACUGAGUUAUCAGAAAAGGUUUUACACAAAUGCGGUGGUGUACCGUUGGCUAUCAUUACAAUAGCUAGUUUGUUGGCUGGUAAACCAAAGGAGUAUUGGUCUGAGGUGUACUGUUCUAUUGGUUUUGGAAAUGGAGACAAUGAACAUGUCGAGAACACGAGAAUAAUAUUGUCAUUUAGCUAUUAUGAUCUGCCUGGGCAUUUAAGAACUUGUUUGUCGUAUUUAAGCAUUUACCCUGAAGAUUACAAGAUCAACAAAGAAACUUUGAUAUGGAAGUGGAUAGCCGAAGGUUUUAUUCACGAAGACUCGGGAAUAGGGUUAUUUGAGCUCGGAGAGAGAUACUUCAACGAGCUCGUGAAUAGAAGCAUGGUUCAGCCGGUAGAGCAAGAUGGUGCCAUAUAUGCAUGCAUAGUUCAUGAUAUGGUGCUCGAUAUGAUCCGUUCAUUGUCGAAUGAGAAAAACUUUGUUAUCAUAUUAGAUGGUACAGAGGAAGCAGCCACAUCCUCCCGUAUAAAUGCUCGUAGGUUAGCCAUCCAAAAGAGCAUCGUAGAGCCACACAUUAACCUUUUGUCUAACACACACUUGUCGCAAGUGAGGUCGUUCAACGCGACCGGAUGUCGUUUUAGCACACCAAUGACGCUGUCUCUUUCAAGCUUUUGCGCUUUACGCGUCCUAGCUAUGGAAAGAUGCACUUUCACCGAAGGCCAUCUUUAUCAGCCCGAGCAUGUCGGGAGGUUGCUUCAGUUGAGGUACCUAGGUCUUUACAGUACACGUACUCUUGAGCUCCCUGAAGAAAUAGGGGAUCUGAUGUUGUUGCAGACACCGGACUUGAGAUUUAGUGGGAUAAAAGAGUUGCCAUGCAGCAUCGGUCGGCUGAGGCAACUCAAAUGCCUCCGCGCCGACGGUGAAUCCUUUAGAGUGCCGGAUUGGAUCGGCAACCUCACGUCCCUGGAAGAGCUAUCCUUGCACGACGUUCCAGCAAGCUUCAUGGGGGAGCUGGGAAAGCUGACAGAGUUGAGGGACCUCAGGUUUAGGAUUCAGAGCAUACAUCCGAGUUUGAAGCAAGUCUUGGUGGAUUCCCUGUGCAACCUGAAGAAGAUACAAGUCCUGCAGAUGAAUGGUCCCUGGUUCAACGACGACCCCAACUGGGAAGCCUACGUGCCCACUCCGCAGCUGCGCCGCCUUGUGCUCUGGUUCAGGUUUCAGAGGCUGCCGGAGUGGAUCACCCCGGCGUCUCUCCCAAACCUCUCGCACCUGACCGUGGAGGUGGCCUCUGCGGCGGCGCACGAUGUGGAGACUCUCGGGAGGUUGCCCCAGCUCGUGAGCCUCGACUUUGCUACGCCGUACGACAUGAUCUUCCCUGCAGUUGGUGGCGCCAUGUUCCCGAGGUUGGUGUCGUGCGGGACGCAUGUGCCGUUGAGGUUUCUGCCGGGAGCCAUGUUGGGGCUUGAGUCCGUUGGUUGCAGCGUCAAGGUACGGCACCUCAAGGACGCUCACAUGGACUUAAACCUUGCGUUGGGCAGCUUACGAAAUCUCCCUUCGCUUCAGAGGGUGAAAGUUGAAAUCCGCAGCUUUGGUGCCACUGACGCGGAGGUGGAGGAGACGGAGGCCGUGCUGAGGCACGAGGUCGACAUCCAUCCCAACCAUCCGGUCCUUCGUCUGUCUCUGCAAAAAUGUUAA